UGUUAUGUCACUACAAUAACUUGAAUUUCACGAAAACGUAUGUUAUGUUUGUCUGACUGUUAACGCACUCAUAUGGUUUUAUUUUGAAAAAAAGACCGGACGUUCUUAUUCCUCUGCUAGCUUGGCCGUAGUACCCAAGAUGCUCUAUGGUAGAGGUAGAAAACACGUGAGAGGCCAGCUGCAGCUGGAGACAAAUUCGGCGGACGUCUGUCCAACGAUAAAUUAGUGUAUUUUGUUGUUGCGUUUUCUGCGGACGACUCAAGAUGGCAGCGAGCACCGAGGCCCCGGAGCCCUGGUACCUAGCCCUGCUGGGCUUUGCAGAACAUUUCCGCACGUCGAGUCCGCCUAAGAUCCGUCUGUGCGUUCACUGUCUGCAGGCAGUGUUUCAGUUCAAGCCGCCUCCGAGGGUCGAGGCCCGGACUCACCUCCAGCUGGGCUCGGUGCUGUACCGACACACAAAGAACAGUGAGCUGGCCCAGAUUCACCUGGAGAAAGCGUGGUUCAUGACACAACAAAUCUCUCAGUUUGAAGAUGUGAAGUUUGAAGCAGCAAGCAUCCUAUCAGAGUUCUACUGUCAACAGAACUUGGUGGACUCUGCAAAACCAGUGCUGCGGAAGGCCAUCCAAAUUUCUCAGCAAACUCCCUACUGGCACUGCAGACUGCUUUUUCAACUGGCACAACUACAUGCACUAGAGAAGGACUUAGUAUCGGCCUGUGAUCUCCUAGGAGUCGGGGCAGAGUUUGCAAGAGUCAUGGGCUCAGAGUACACAAGAGCUCUGUUUUUACUAAGUAAAGGAAUGCUGCUGCUAAUGGAGCGUAAGCUGAGCGAGGUGCACCCUCUGCUGACUCUGUGUGGGACCAUUGUAGAAAACUGGCAGGGAAACCCCAUUCAGAAGGAGUCCCUCAGAGUUUUUUUCCUGGUGCUGCAGGUGACACACUACCUGGAUGCUGGACAGGUAAAGAGUGUGAAGCCAUGUCUGAAGCAGCUUCAGCAGUGUAUCCAGACCAUCUCCACUCUCCAUGACGAUGAGAUCCUUCCCACUAAUCCAGCAGCUCUCUUCCACUGGCUGCCCAAAGAGCACAUGUGUGUGCUUGUGUACCUGGUGACGGUGAUGCACUCCAUGCAGGCGGGCUACUUGGAGAAGGCACAGAAGUACACAGACAAAGCUCUCAUGCAGCUGGAGAAGCUGAAGAUGCUGGACAGCAGUCCCAUCCUGUCCACGUUCCAAGUCAUCCUGCUGGAGCAUAUCAUCAUGUGCCGGCUGGUCACUGGACACAAAGCCACAGCUUUACAAGAGAUUUCUCAGGUUUGUCAGCUUUGCCAGCAGACUCCCAGGCUGUUUACAAAUCAUGCUGCCCAGCUUCACACACUACUGGGCCUCUACUGUAUCUCGGUGAACUGCAUGGAUAAUGCUGAGGCUCAGUUCACUGCUGCUCUACAGAUGACAACACACCAGGAACUAUGGGCAUUUAUUGUGACCAACCUGGCCAGUGUCUACAUCCGGGAAGGCAACAGACAUCAAGAGCUGUACAGCCUUCUAGAGAGGAUUAAUCCUGAUCACAACUUUCCUGUCAGCUCUCAUUGUCUACGAGCCGCAGCGUUUUACAUCAGAGGGCUCCUGUCUUUCUUCCAGGGACGUUACAACGAGGCCAAAAGAUUUCUGAGGGAGACCCUGAAGAUGUCUAACGCAGAGGAUCUGAAUAGGCUGACUGCCUGCUCGCUAGUCCUACUGGGCCACAUCUUCUUUGUCCUGGGCAACCACAGGGAAAGUAACAAUAUGGUAGUUCCUGCCUUGCAGCUGGCCAGCAAGAUCCCAGACAUGUCUGUGCAGCUCUGGUCCUCUGCACUUCUCAAAGAUCUGAACAAGGCUUGUGGAAACACCAUGGACGCCCACAAGGCAGCUCAGAUGCACCAGAACUUUUCCCAGCAGCUCCUGCAGGACCACAUCGCGGCCUGCAGCCUCCCUGAACACAACCUCAUCAGUUGGACAGACGGCAUCCCCCCUGUGCAGUUUCAGCCUCAGAAUGGACCUACUACCAGCCUGGCCAGCCUGCUCUGAGAACAAAAUCCCUCCCUUAAGGAGACACAGAAGAGCAAUUGCAGGGUAUUUUAAGUUUUUAAUUUUAAGUAAUUGAUGUUUUUUGGAAAGCAUAAGGUGUCAUGGGAACAUUUUUUAUUACACUGACACACUUUGGGGUGGUUGUAAUAGUUUGUUCUAUCAGCUCAAAAACAAAAAGAAAAAGAAAAGUUUGACAUUUUGGGAAAUAUGCUUAUUUGCUUUCUUGCAGAGAGUUAAAUGAGAAGAUUGACUUUUAUAUCUGUACGUUAAAUAUGAAGCUACAGCUA
Siniperca chuatsi (mandarin fish) is the source of this 2347-nucleotide messenger RNA. RefSeq names its product MAU2 sister chromatid cohesion factor (gene mau2). Gene Ontology annotation, cellular component: chromatin; SMC loading complex. Bases 264 to 2060 code for a protein of 598 amino acids. Gene Ontology annotation, molecular function: protein binding; double-stranded DNA binding. The record is from RefSeq and is a predicted model, not a curated record. The transcript is spliced from 19 exons. NCBI's taxonomy places the organism in Eukaryota, Metazoa, Chordata, Actinopteri, Centrarchiformes, Sinipercidae. Gene Ontology annotation, biological process: maintenance of mitotic sister chromatid cohesion; mitotic sister chromatid cohesion.